Messenger RNA from Rana temporaria (common frog), 1985 nucleotides. It is a transcript of the gene GCH1, whose product is annotated as GTP cyclohydrolase 1. Gene Ontology annotation, biological process: tetrahydrofolate biosynthetic process; tetrahydrobiopterin biosynthetic process. The record is from RefSeq and is a predicted model, not a curated record. The coding region runs from base 534 to 1283 and encodes 249 amino acids. Lineage: Eukaryota; Metazoa; Chordata; Amphibia; Anura; Ranidae. The transcript is spliced from 6 exons. Gene Ontology annotation, cellular component: cytoplasm. Gene Ontology annotation, molecular function: GTP cyclohydrolase I activity; zinc ion binding; GTP binding.
CGGUGAUCCCGGCGGCGGAGAGGAGAGAAGAGAGCCGCUGGAGUGUCAGAGUCUCCGCUUCCCCUAUCGCUGCCACUGCACCGGGCUCAUCAUCCAGGGAGGAGAACCUCAGAGGCUUGCACUCUAUUCCAGGGACCUUCAUCUCAUUGGCAGGGAAUUCCUUCCUGAGACCCAGGAGCUGGCAGUGCCCACCAUGUCUGCCCAGGGUAAGCUUCUUGCCUAGACUCAGUGGGUGGUGAAUGGGGACUGAGGUAGGUGGGCCAGGCUGGUGAUUCUUCUCCACCAAUCAGAUAAGGGGUGACUCUUAGACUUUGCAGGUGAAGAGGGCACUUCCUCAGCCAAUCCCAUGCUGGCUUAUUGGAAGUCCAAUUUCUUGGCUGUAAUGAACUUUGGAAACUUUUUGGAGUGACGUCAUCACACUGCUGUAGGGAAAGUUUUUGGAGUGACGUCAUCAGGCACACUGCUGUAGGAAAGUUUUUGGUUUUAGUUGGAGGGGCGCAGAGCAGCUUGGUGACCAAAAAACAAAAAAAAAAAUGGAUGGUGCCAAGACCAGGGCAUUGCCCGAGAAGAAGGCAGCCAACUGUAAUGGUUUUACCCCCCCAGAGGAGAAGAAGGGCUCCCCCACCGCCCUGAGCCGCGUAGACCACCGGGGGAGGUCGGGGGUCAGCACACCACCCUUGGAGAGUUGGAGGGAGGAAAGGACGAGAAGUGAAGAAGACAAUGAACUCAACCUUCCUUCAAUUGCAGCAGCCUACAGCACCAUCCUGAGGGCGCUGGGAGAGGACCCUGGGAGGCAGGGGCUGCUGAAGACCCCUUGGAGGGCGGCUACGGCCAUGCAGUUCUUCACCAAGGGCUACCAGGAGACCAUAUCAGACGUCCUGAAUGACGCCAUCUUCGAUGAGGAUCACGACGAGAUGGUGAUCGUGAAGGACAUCGACAUGUUCUCCAUGUGUGAGCACCACUUGGUCCCCUUCAUCGGAAAGGUGCACAUAGGUUAUCUACCCAACAAACAAGUGCUGGGGCUCAGCAAGCUGGCCAGGAUUGUGGAAAUCUACAGCAGGAGACUACAAGUUCAAGAACGCCUUACCAAACAGAUCGCCAUCGCGAUUACAGAAGCCUUACAGCCCGCCGGUGUGGGCGUGGUCAUAGAAGCGAGCCACAUGUGUAUGGUAAUGAGAGGGGUCCAGAAAAUGAACAGCAAGACGGUAACGAGCACCAUGCUGGGCGUCUUCAGGGAGGAUCCGAAAACCCGAGAAGAGUUCCUGACCCUCAUCAAGAGCUGAUCCCCGAGCCGACCCCCCCGUGAUGUGUACUGUAGAGCCGACCCCCCGUGAUGUGUACUGUAGAGCCGACCCCCCGUGAUGUGUACUGUAGAGCCGACCCCCCGUGAUGUGUACUGUAGAGCCGACCCCCCGUGAUGUGUACUGUAGAGCUUGUGCUCCUGGUGGGUUCUGUCCGCCUGCGUCUCGUUAUAUCGUCUCGUCUAUAUCCACUGUUCAGAUGACGUCUCAGAGAAGCCGCCGCCCGUGGUCCGUCCCGUGAUUCCCGUAUUCAUAUCUGACGGACAAUACCCAUCACCUGACCCCUCUCUGGGGUCACAGGCAGAAAUAAACACCUGGCUGAGGUUCUAAUCCCUCACCAUGCCAUCCAAAUCUUAAGCUUUAAAGAGAAAUAUGGGUGAAGGCACCAUUGCUGAUCUCUGAAAAUGCUAGCUGCCUGGCUGUCCCUGUGUGCCUCCUAUAUACAUUCCAGUCUCAUGUCGGUGACAGCCAGGAAACACGCAUUUUCUAGGGAUGCACCGGCACUGGUAUUGGUGCCGAUCGCGAUUAUCAUUACUCGCCCCAAAGGCUCCCGAUACUUUGCAGGGCGAUGUGCGUCAAUGCAAACUGAAGUGGUGCGAAUCGCACUGUAAAGAAAUCGCAUGCAAUGCUUGUGUGUGUAAAUGGGAAGAGCGCCAUCUAGCGGCCAGUUACAUUUUUUUUUUA